Protopolystoma xenopodis is the source of this 468-nucleotide messenger RNA. The record is from the annotation of a GenBank genome assembly. Lineage: Eukaryota; Metazoa; Platyhelminthes; Monogenea; Polystomatidea; Polystomatidae.
UCAAAGCUCUGGCGUGAUUUGGCCAAGAUCCUGUCUCCGGAAGAUUUUCAAAAACUCCAGAGCAUGACAGACAGGAAAUCACGUCGGAUUUCUGACUUAAUAACAAAACGGCAGGAUGAUAAGUUGCGUAGGUUUGGGAUUAUUAAACAGCCUAAGUUAAAGUCAGUACGCCCAGUUGAAGUGGUUUCCGAAGUGACAACAUUUACUGAUCAGCACGGGGAUAGGAAGAAAGUAUUAAACUUAUCAUCAAUUCCUCUCAAUCCCGUAACAACUGUGUUCUUGAAAAAAGGACUCAAUUUUUCAAUUCAACAUUACAGAAGGCUUCUAGGAGACAUUCUGGUCGAGGUUAGCAAUAUUACCGACAAGUUCCCUGAGGAGACAAAACGGGAAAUUGAGAUGGAACUAAUUCCAAAGAUCUUGACCCUUCAGGAGCCUACAAACAAGAAUAGAUUUGUCGGCAUGCGCUAA